This is a messenger RNA of Athalia rosae (coleseed sawfly), 4300 nucleotides long. RefSeq lists its product as uncharacterized. Bases 771 to 1097 code for a protein of 108 amino acids. The record is from RefSeq and is a predicted model, not a curated record. NCBI's taxonomy places the organism in Eukaryota, Metazoa, Arthropoda, Insecta, Hymenoptera, Athaliidae. The transcript is spliced from 2 exons.
CUGAGCGAGCGUCGAGACGUUGCGUCGAUUAGGCUGAGGCUCGCGCGAGUCGUUGUUGUCAUAUCGUUACAUUAAGGUUUCUCUCCGGUGGCUCGUCAUUCCGCCACUGCUGACAGGAGCGAUAAAAGGAUCGGUCGGCUGGUUUGUUUUUUUUUGAAUAUAAAAACAGCAGUGUUACACCUGGAUUCCUGGUUUGGACUAGUGGCAAGAAAAACCGUAACAUAAACAGUUGAAACAUUAUAGGGGAUGAAUUGAACACCUGAUGAUUAAACGAGGUCGUUUCGUCGGUUGAAUUCAAUCGCACGUAAAUCCUGGUUUCGACUAAGAACAGUAUUUAUAAACCGUUCGCUAAUAAAUCGCAGCUCGAUUUGAUGCCACUCCAUUUCACGAGGCAGCCACAAUCUCACAACCCUCUGAUGUAAUGAUACGCGUUUGUCUUUAUUUAACUUGCUCUCCGCUCUUUCCUCCUCCUUUUCCUCUUCCACCUGCUCCUUCCCUCUCUCGCCACCGAUCUAUCUAUCUGGCCUCGGCUCGCUGACUCUCGGAAUAACUAAAGGCGUACUUAUCUCGCCCAUUCAUCCAAUUUCUUUUUCCUUCCUUUCCUUUUACUUCUCUAUUCAAAAGAAUAAUACGUCGCGUCCCGACCAGUUCUUCCUGAGAUUUCUGACUUUCCGGACCAUGGUUGCCGAUGGGAUUUAAGAACCGAAGUUCACCGCAGCGAACCUUGUAAUAAUAAAAAUAAGUAUACACACAAGUAUCAUCGAUACACAAUGGGCGUUCCCGAUGUCGAACACGCCAAAAGACGUCUCCAGGAUAUCCUGCGACGAGCUCAAAAACUCGAGGUUUCCACUCAGGAAGUUAUCUCGACAAGAACAGCCCAAAAACUGCUAACCAGAUCCAAAAGCGCGCUCGCUUGGAGUAUUUGGAUAGCCAUCUUCGUUUUGACACUUUCCGCCGUUGUUUACUCACGUUGGCCAGUCCAGGAAGUUGAAACUGUACGCACUGUCCUGAGGAGAACGUGUGGCGCUGGUGCGACGGGAGAAUUUUCCGAAAGAGUUGCGGCGCUCCUUCACUCGUCGACCCAAGAUGACUGCUAGUCCCGGUCAUCGAGGCAAUCUUUCCAAUUGUAUCAUCAGCUCCGAAUAUUUUUAGAGUUUAUUAUAACAUUAAUAUUAAAGAAAUUAGUAAUUCAGAUUAAAUUAUAAAAGUGAGUCGACGUGCGUGUGAUAUGUGGAGAACGGAAAUCAGAGAGUGCGUCCUGUGUAUAUAUGCGAUUUGUGCGUGAUUCCGUAUUGGUUGAACGAUGAUCUUGUUUGCGAGAUGCAGAGACAGAGAUAAAAGAAAGUAGAGGAGGGGGAUCCAGGGGAACGGAAUGGAAUAGCGAGGCCAAUUUGUAUUCCAGAAGACCUCACUUGGCGGAAGAGAAGGAACUCUUCGAUUCGGGAGUAAGAAAUAGACGUGACGGCGGGUCGAAGAUGCAACGGGGAUCUAGUUUAAACUUCGAUGAACUUCUUGCUCAGAUGGCAUAACUUUCGCUUUCGGUUACCUCCGUGAAUUCUCCUAAUUCACACAGUUCGCCCUCAUUGUCAGAUGAAUCUGAAACUGUCACACCCCGUGACGAAUUUUGCAAUUACAUUAUGCAUAGCUGCCGCUGGAUAACCUAUUCGGUUCCAUGAAUCAUCCGCGACUGUAUCGAGCGUUUCACCGGACUUCCAAUUUCGCCGGACUCGUAGACAUUCCGGCAGACUUACCGAAAACGUACAAUUACCCUAACGUCAAAUCAUUUGAUCAAAAGUUUGCGACAGAAUGUCAUGAAUUUUCAUCCACCGAAAUCCCCUAACGUCAGAUCAGGAUCACAGACAUAAUGUGCACUCGCUGUUACGGUUACACGAUACAUAUUUGCAAAUGUUAUAUGCAAAUCAUGAUGACCAUUUUAAAUACGAAUAGGUUGAUAUUAUUUAACUACUAAAUAGACCGCCUAAAUAGAUCAUUCACUACACUUAACAUUCCGACGAUAAUUUUCUCCCUCAAAGCGAUUCAAAUUAUAUUUUAAACUCAUUCAAACAAAAUAAUUCCACCCUUUGUCAAUAAAACCGGGUUACUGUUGAAAGCGAGCAUUCAUAUAUAGGUAUAUUGUUUGAAAUGUAGUCCAACAAAAUUGUACCGUGCAAUUCCUCUGCUUUUCAUUGCUGCGUUUUGUGGGUGGGUAUAGAGAAUGUUUUCAUUGCGUCAGGGGUACAUUGGUGCAGAAAAAAAGUCCCGGUUGAAACUUUUACUUUCACGGGAUAACCGGGAGAACAAAAAAAAAACAAAAAUCACCUAAAAAAAAAACUCAAUAACAUUUGCGGACAUUUUUUCAUUCCAUGAACCGUCGGCCGCAUAUUUUGUCCGAAUAAAAUAAGUAUGUACGUAAUACCCAAUUUCAACCCUACUACUUUGUUUGGAAAAUACGAGAGAAACAUAUGAGCAACAAAAGCAAGAAAUACAUAUUCUCAUAGGGUGGGCAACACCUCCAGUCAGUCUGAUCAGCUCGAGAAAGCGCAGAUGGAAUUUUGCGCGCGUGGGGAAAAAAGCGAAAAUUGAGAAAAAGAUAUAGAUAGAAGGCAAUGAAAGAAAAAAAUUGAAUGAAAGAGAAAAUAGAAAAAAAAAAUAAGUAAAAAUGUGUACUUUAGGAGGAGAAAUGGAGCAAAAAAUCUAAAAAUAAAGUAGAAGAGCGAUGAGUUGGGUGAAGCAAGGCGAAGUUGCGCCUUUGAAAUGGGUUCGGAAGGUGUUGGUGCGGUAGCACGUGGAAAAAUAUAUAUCUAUAUAUCCAUAUAUGUAUAGAUAUACGGGAAUACAUAGUCUAUGUAUAGGAGGAAAAGGAGCUGCGGAGGGGGAGAAUAUAGCGUGCAGUUGCAUCGAGCUUGAGAAAAAUAAGAGAAAAAAAGAAGAUGGAAAAAUUACGGUGCAAUAUCGAAUGUUUAUGAAAGAGUUUCGAACGGAUGGAAAUGAUUCGCGCUUGAGAAAAAUGUUAAAUUUCAAUAUAGGGUGUGAAAUGAGUAUAGGCGGGCUGCAGCGUUGAACAAGCUUACUGCAGAGGGGUGUGGGAGUAUAAAGCUUGUUAGCUGAUGGUAUAGUUGCGUCGGAAUGCCUGGAUUUAUGUUGAUAGUACAUCCGUAACAUCAUUCGAUCGAUGUUCAGAAAGAGAAGCAAAACCGAGAACGAUAGAACCUGUAAGUCGAUGCCGAGGGAGGCGACCGAAAAAAUAUCAUGUGGGAAAAAGAUGCGCGAUCACGUAUCCGUAAUUGUCCAAGCAGAACGGUGGGAUAGAAAAUGGACGAAAAUCGUGGUGUAUAACGUACCACGUAUUGGAUUCGUGCUACGUGCAGUAGAAAUAAUGGAACCAAACGUAACCGAAUAUAAAUACGUACGGCUGGGCGUAUGUCGUAAUGAGAGGCAACAAUAUGUGUGUCGUGUCUGCGAUGGGGAUAGAAAGUGCAUUUGCAGCCUUCCGGCUUCCGGCGUGCCUAUAGAUGCUUCGCUCCGCUUCCAGAUUUUCAAUUUUAUCGGACGCCGUGUCCCGAGAACUACAACUGGCGCGAGACUACGGAGAAACAGGGGUUGGAAAUGUUGACCAAUGCGAUUGAAUCGUUGUUUUUUGAGAAUAUACAUAUUAUAGUGCAUGGGAUGGACAGAGCGAUUCAAAUAAUACGCGCGGUCUCAACCUCACGAUUCUGAAUACCGUUGAAAAGGUUUUUUCGAACGAUUUUUGAGUUAUGAUUUUGAUUACAAAAGUUCCAUAAAAACUACACGAUUUCAAAUUCUGAAAAAUUCGGAACAUUUUGAGCUGCGAUUCACUUUGAGAAUUUUGCCAAACGUAGUUUUCUUUUUUCAACUUCGAGUAAUCGUAACUCAAGAACGUUAUUCGAUAGGGAGCGAAAAAAAUUUUUUGGAGCAAAUUCAAAAUAGUGAGAAUUGAACCGUACUCGUGCUCACUUGGACCACCCCAUAUGCACUCGCAUGUAGAUUGUACAGAAGCAACUGCAGAAAUGUACACGAAGGGUAUACGAUCGCCUUUGUUCCGAGUAUGUUCGAACGAACGGAGGGUUACUGGAAAUAGUUGCAUGAUUCCCUUUAUAUGUCAUGGCCAUUGUUAUAACCAUCGGUGUGUAUGGUAGAAACAGAAUACCAUCGUGUAUUUCAUCCAUCAAUCCCUUAAUUAAUACGAUGUCCUAAUUAUAUUUCAUGGUAUACGUAUUUUUAUACAUGCAAACAUUUACCUCAUAACAAUGGUUUGCCUACUCUGCUAUCGUAAUUCUCG